UCCACACACAGGGUAGGAGCUGCAGGAAAAGACCACCGUGGGAGAAGAUAAGAGGCACGCAAAGAAGAGACGAGGCGAGUGAUAGGACUGCAUCCGAUCUUGUGGGAAAUCUGAGGAAGAUAAUUAUCUGGAAUAAGCUCCCACUUUCUUUAUUUCUGUUCCUUUUUCUUUUUUUUUCUUCCCUUUUUCUUUUUUUAAAUCCACCUCAGCCAAACGCUGCUGGAGAAGACGUUUAAAUUACUUCAGCUAAUUCUUGCUGCUUCCACAACGAAGACAAUUUGUUUGCCAUGGUGAAAGAAAAAGUGGCCCAUCCUCAAGAGCCCCAUCACCCAUCUGAAAAGCCUGUCAUCCACUGCCAUAAGUGUGGAGAGCCAUGUAAAGGUGAAGUACUCCGUGUUCAGUCCAGACACUUUCACAUCAAAUGCUUCACCUGCAAAGUGUGUGGCUGUGACUUGGCACAAGGAGGCUUUUUCAUUAAGAAUGGGGAAUACCUUUGCACCUUGGAUUACCAGCGCAUGUAUGGUACCCGCUGCAACGGGUGUGGGGAGUUUGUUGAAGGAGAAGUAGUGACAGCUCUGGGAAAAACUUACCAUCCAAACUGCUUCGCCUGUACAGUUUGCAAGCGUCCAUUUCCACCAGGUGAUCGAGUUACCUUUAAUGGAAGGGAUUGUCUCUGUCAGCUGUGUGCUCAGCCAAUGUCCUCCAGCCCAAAAGAACUGUCUGCCUCAAGCAAUUGUGCUGGCUGUGGAAGAGACAUAAAAAAUGGACAAGCAUUGCUAGCUCUCGAUAAGCAGUGGCACCUGGGCUGCUUUAAGUGCAAGGCCUGUGGGAAGGUCCUGACUGGGGAAUACAUCAGCAAAGAUGGUGCUCCUUAUUGUGAAAAGGACUAUCAGGUUCUUUUUGGAGUCAAGUGUGAAGCAUGUCACCAAUUCAUUACAGGGAAAGUACUAGAGGCAGGUGACAAGCAUUAUCAUCCCAGCUGUGCACGAUGCAGCAGGUGCAACCAAAUGUUCACAGAAGGAGAAGAAAUGUAUCUGCAAGGUUCCACCGUCUGGCAUCCCGACUGUAAGCAAUCCACUAAGACUGAAGAUAAGCUACGGCAUUCCUCAUCUGAGUUCUUUUAUCCAAAGAGUCUGGUUCUGCGCAGACCACGCUCUGCAGAGCUAUUAUCACCGCCUUGCAUAAUGAACUCUAUCAAAAAACUAAGGCAGCCUACCAGAACAUCAUCAGAAAGCAUUUAUUCCAGACCAGGUUCCAGUAUACCUGGCUCACCAGGCCACACUAUCUAUGCAAAAGUAGACAAUGAGAUCCUUGAUUACAAGGAUUUAGCAGCCAUUCCCAAAGUCAAGGCCAUUUAUGACAUUGAACGUCCAGACCUAAUUACUUAUGAGCCAUUCUACACUUCCGCCUACGAGGACAGACAGGAGAGACAGAGUCUUGGAGAGUCUCCACGGACGUUAUCACCUACCCCUUCUGCAGAAGGUUAUCAAGAUGUUCGGGAUCGCAUGAUUCACAGGUCUACUAGUCAGGGCUCUAUUAAUUCUCCGGUGUACAGUCGCCAUAGCUACACACCCACCAUGUCACGUUCCCCUCAGCAUUUCCACAGACCUGAGCUGCUCUCUACUGGUGUGCAGCGGUUCUCAUACCUGCGCACUAGCAGUCUCAGCUCCGCUCACCAUGACUCCCGCCCCAACUCCCCCUUCCGACACCACUUCAUCCCCCAUGUCAAAGGCAAUGAGCCGUCCAGCGGUCGGAACUCCCCUGUCCCCUAUCGGCCAGACAGCCGCCCUCUCACUCCAACUUACGCUCAGGCCCCUAAACAUUUCCAUGUUCCAGAUCAGGGUGUCAACAUUUACAGAAAGCCACCAAUCUACAAGCAACAUGAUGCAGCUGCUUUGGCAGCACAGAGCAAGUCCUCCGAGGAUAUCAUCAAGUCCUCCAAGUUCCCAGCAGCUCAUGCACCAGCACCCAACGAGAUACCAAAGAUUGAGACCGACCACUGGCCAGGUCCUCCCUCCCUUGCAGCCAUAGGAGCGGACAUGAGGCGCAGGUCAAGUGGAAGAGAGGAAGAUGAUGAGGAGCUACUGAGACGCCGGCAACUGCAGGAGGAGCAGCUCAUGAAGCUUAAUUCUGGUCUUGGACAAUUGAUACUGAAAGAAGAGAUGGAAAAGGAGAGGUUGGCCCUUUCUGCCAGUCGUUAUGAUUCUCCAGCCCACGCUUCAGCCUCCAAAACCUCUUCUCUUCCUGGCUAUGGAAAAAAUGGACUUCAUAGGCCAGUAUCUACGGAUUUUGGUCAGUACAACAGUUAUGGGGACGUGAGUGGUGGUGUUAGAGAUUUCCAGUCCCUUCCGGAUGGUCAUGUCCCUGGAAUGAGAAUGGACAGAGGAGUAUCUAUGCCUAACAUGUUGGAGCCAAAGAUUUUUCCAUAUGAAAUACUCAUGGUGACCAACAGAGGGCGAAAUAAAAUACUAAAAGAUGUAGACAGAACCAGGCUGGAGCGUCACUUAGCACCUGAAGUUUUCCAAGAGAUAUUUGGCAUGACGAUACAGGAGUUUGACAAGUUACCUCUCUGGAGACGCAACGACAUGAAGAAAAAAGCAAAACUCUUUUAAUCUCCCUUUAAACAAACAACUAAAAAUGACGCGUAGGAUGUUGUAUCAUGCAAUUCAAGCUAUGUGGAAGCAGCCACUUACUCACCAAACAGGGAAAAUCGCAUAGUGGCACCUCUACACACAGCAAUUGAACAAGAUGAACCUUUGCCCUCCUGGAACAAAGGGAGAAAAUCUCUGGUCUCAGAAACAACAAUGAUAAUUUUCAGAGGUGUCGGCCUUUUACAUGAUAAUAUACAAGAUAGGAAACUUUUCUUCUCCCUCAAUGAUAUUCCCUUUACUUCUUUCCAUGACAUGAUGGAACUUUAUUGCUAGAGCCAGGAAGUGCCCUUAGGAUGCCUUGUAGACUAAAGUAGUUGUAACCACUCCAAGAACUGGAAAAAAAAAAUAUAUAUAUAUAUAUAAUAUAUAUAUAUGUAUGUG
Molecule: messenger RNA, 3032 nt
Organism: Coturnix japonica (Japanese quail)
Lineage: Eukaryota; Metazoa; Chordata; Aves; Galliformes; Phasianidae
Source: RefSeq, a predicted model, not a curated record